This is a messenger RNA of Centruroides sculpturatus (bark scorpion), 4283 nucleotides long. RefSeq names its product dnaJ homolog subfamily C member 13-like (gene Rme-8). The record is from RefSeq and is a predicted model, not a curated record. The transcript is spliced from 27 exons. Gene Ontology annotation, biological process: regulation of early endosome to late endosome transport; receptor-mediated endocytosis; endosome organization. Lineage: Eukaryota; Metazoa; Arthropoda; Arachnida; Scorpiones; Buthidae. Gene Ontology annotation, molecular function: protein binding. Gene Ontology annotation, cellular component: endosome membrane. Bases 87 to 3794 code for a protein of 1235 amino acids.
AUAAAUUAGAAAAAUUAAGUAUUAAUUAGGUUCACUUUACAAAAUAAAAAUAGAUUAAAGAUUUAUGGAAAGAUGGUGCACUUACUAUGAAGACAAGAUGUUGGGCCCAAGGCAUGGAUGGGUGGCGUCCCCUUCAUAAUAUUCCCCAAUUGAAAUGGUGUUUAAUGGCAACAGGAACUGCAUUAAUGAAUGAAAGUGAAUUAGCUAAUCAUAUUCUCAAAAUGUUAAUCAGUAUUUGUGAAUAUUUCCCUAGCCGAGAUAUGGAUGGUGCUAUUGUAAGACCUUUACCAAGAGUUAAACGUUUGUUAUCUGAUGCAACAUGUCUUCCGCAUAUAGUACAGCUUCUGUUGACUUUUGAUCCUAUUUUAGUUGAAAAAGUGGCAGUCUUGUUACAUUUGAUAAUGCAGGAUAAUCCUAGUAUGCCUCGUUUGUAUCUUACGGGAUUUUUUUAUUUUAUAUUAAUGUAUACUGGAUCAAAUGUUUUAUCGAUUGGAAAACUUUUAAAAAUGACUCAUGCCUGUCAGUCAUUUCGGUCAGAAGAGACACAAUCUUCAAGUAUAAUGCUUCAAAGUGUUCUUGGACAACUUUUACCUGAAGCAAUGGUUUGUUACUUAGAAAAUCAUGGACCAGAUAAAUUUGCUCAAAUAUUUUUGGGUGAAUUUGAUACUCCAGAAGCAAUUUGGAAUAAUGAAAUGAGGAGAAUGAUGAUAGAGAAAAUUGCAACACACAUUGCUGAAUUCACACCACGAUUAAAAUCAAACACUAGAGCCCUAUAUCAAUAUUGUCCUAUACCAAUAAUACAAUAUCCACAACUUGAAAAUGAACUGUUCUGUAAUAUUUAUUAUCUUCGGCAUCUCUGUGAUACAAAUCGUUUUCCUAAUUGGCCUAUUUUGGAUCCUAUCAAAUUAUUAAAAGAUGUCUUAGAUGCAUGGAAACAAGAAGUAGAAAAGAAACCCCCAUCACUCUCAAUAGAUGAUGCCUAUGAGACAUUAGGUUUAGAACGUGGUCAAAUUUAUGAAGAAAGUGUAAUAAGAAAAUCUUACUUUAGACUUGCUCAAAAAUAUCAUCCAGAUAAAAAUCCGGACGGAAGGGAAAUCUUUGAAAAAGUAAACAAAGCAUAUGAAUUUCUAUGUAGCAAAUCUUCCAAACAGUGUGAAGGUCCUGAUCCACAAAACAUUGUCCUAAUUUUAAAAACUCAAACAAUACUUUUUAGUCAAUAUCAAGAAGAACUUCAUCCCUAUAAGUAUGCUGGAUAUCCAAUGUUGAUUAAAACAAUUCAGAUGGAAACUGGAGAUGAACAAUUAUUUUCUAAAUUGACACCAUUAUUAGCUGCUGCUGCGGAAACUGCAUACCACACAGUAAAUUGUUCAGCUUUGAAUGCCGAAGAACUUCGACGAGAAGGAGGAUUAGAAGUAUUAAAAGAAGGAUUUUCCAGAUGUGUUGGAGUUCUUAGUCAUUCAUCAAAAAUGGAUGAUUUUCCAGUUCAAGUGUGUGUUCAUAUUGCACAUUGUUUUACAGUAGCAGCUCAGUUCUCAGCUUGUAGAGAAAGAAUGAUAGAAAUGCCUGAGAUGAUAAAAGAUAUAUGUCGUAUUCUUUAUUUUAAACAAGUUCCUAAACUUUGUGCUGUGAUUGUUGAAUGUAUCAGUUCACUUGCAGUUGAUGAAAUACUUCAGAUGCAUCUAUUUCAAGCAGGUGUUUUAUAUCACCUUUUGCAAUUUUUCUUCAAUUAUGAUUAUACAUUAGAGGAAGGAGGAGUUGAAAGAAAUGAGGAAACUAAUCAGCAAGAAAUUGCUAAUCAGUUAGCAAGACUGAGUGUUGUAGCAUGCAGUCGGUUGGAUGGUUAUGCUGGAAAAGGUCUAACGCCUGAAAAUUUUCCUAUUCACAGAGCAUUGAAUGCAAUGCUGACUCCCUAUCUUGCUAAGCAAUUGAGUUCACUUCCAGCUUCUGAGGUUUUAAAACUCUUAAAUAGUAAUACAGAAAAUCCAUAUUUAAUUUGGGAUAAUGCUACAAGAGCAGAAUUAAUGGAAUAUUUGAAAAAUGAACAAAGAAGCAAAAUCAGAUCAGGUGAAUGUGAUCCUUCUUUUGGAGCUGAUUUUGUUUUUACCGUACAUUCCUCUGAGUUAAUUAUUGGAGAAAUAUUUGUUAGGAUAUACAAUGAACAGUCAACUUACCCUCUACAAGAUCCAAAUCGCUUUACUUUGGAUUUAUUAGAUUAUCUUGGGUCACAAGCACAAUACCUUCAUUCACUUAUGGCUUUAACAGCAGCAAAAGUAGGUGUAAAUAAAAAUGUUGAAAGAUUAAGAAAUGUUGAGAUGGCAUUAGAAGCAUUAAAAAAUGUCAUACGUAACAAUCCAGGUGUGGAAGUCCAGUGUAUUGGCCAUUUCAAGUUGCUGUUUAGCCUUCUUCGUUUAGAUGGUUGUUCUAAAGUUCAAGCUCAUGCAAUUGAUGUAAUUGCGGGAGUCACUGGUAAUCAAGAGUGUGUAAAUGAUAUUGCUGCAUCAGAAGUCUUAGUUUAUCUUCUCCUUAUUUUGCACUCUUUUGCUAAUUCAGCUAGUCAAAUAACUGUAUUGGAAACAAUGUUACCUCUUAUGUCAAAUAAUAGAUUAGUUAAAGAAUCAAUGUACAAAGGUGCUGUGAUAUAUUUGUUAAAUUUAUUUUGCAAUUCACCAAAUCCUAAUGUUCGAGAACAUACUGCUGAGUUGUUAGCAAAAAUGACAACAGAUAAAUUAAUAGGUCCAAAAAUUAGAAUAAUUUUAGGAAAAUUUCUUCCCCAGUUAUUUUUAGAUGCCAUGAAAGAUUCUUCUCAAGCUGCUGUACAUAUGUUUGAAGGUACACAGGAAAAUCCAGAAUUAAUUUGGAAUGAAGAAACAAGGGAAAGAGUAUGCAAUAUUGCAAAAAGAAUGGCUGAUGAACAUUACAGAAUGCAAAAAGAUAAUCCAUCAGCAACUUGGAAGCUGCCAGAUGAUUUUUCUUUAGAAUUACCAAAAGAGCAAGGGGAGAUUAUACUAGCUGGAGUUUAUUUAAGAUUAUUUAUUCAAAAUCCAGGUUGGGUCUUGAGAAGACCAAAAGAAUUUCUGAUAGAACUAUUGAACAAAGCACAUGAAUUAAUGUCUAAAACAGGUCUUAAUGGAGAAAUGUUAGAAACCAUAAUUCAAGCAUUAGUAAGUUUUCUUCAAGCUCAACCUGCUUUACUCGAUCACAUUCCAGCUAUGGGUCACAUCCCUCGACUUAUGAAAGUAAUGGGAAAUGGUCAGGAGGGCACAGCUAGAUCCUGCAUUCUUAUACUCCAUCAAUUAGUGAACAAUGAGGGAUGUAUAAAAUCACUUGCACAAGUGGAAUGUAUACCACCUCUAAUUAAAGCUAUGCAGCUUCGUCAGGAUAUGGUAGGAAUUGCCUGUGAGGUACUCAAUAAAAUGUUUAUGCAGAAAAAUGAAGAAUUAACACAACAGGCUAUAGAAGCAAAACUUGUUCCUUAUUUAUUACAAUUGCUUGAAGGAAAAUUAGAAGCUGUAUCAAAUCCAUCUGCUACCAGAGCCCAAAUUGUUCAAGCUUUAAAAUCUUUAAGUGAUUCUCUGCAUUAUGGAGAACAGAUUAAAAACAUGUUAGAUCAGUCUAAAGUGUGGUCCGAUUAUCGUGAACAAAAGCAUGAUCUUUUCAUUUCCUCCACGAAUACUGCAGGAUACUUGACUGGAGGCACACCUAACGUUGCUGGUUAUUUAACCCAAGAUACAACUAGAAUUAUGCCAUCUUCUCCACCACCUUUCAAUGCUGAUGGUUCAACAACUGAUGGUUGAACAACUAGUGUUCCAUAGUCAUUCCGUUCCAAGUGUAAAAUCAAAUGGGUCACAGAAGACUUUGCACUACUUCUACUGAGUCUAAGCCUUUGUGACGAUCAUUGCCAUAUAAUAUGUAUAAAUAUUACGAACUUGGAUUGAUUGUGUUUUAGACAAUCAAAUGAACCUGCAGAAAUUUUGUAUCAUCAUAAUAUGAACAAAAAAAAUUUGCUAUAAAUGAAAAUAUUUCCCACAGAAAAGAGGAAAAACAAAAAGUAAAUUUGAAUACAAGAUUUGCAAUUUAUUCAUUGGAUGCAAAAAUUACAUUCAAUUACUGUUGCGCCCGAAAAAGUUUGUCAAGGACGAGCUUUCAUUUCACAUCUCAUAAUGGGAACAAAACCUAAAAGAUUAAAUGAAAUUGUUAAUGUCCUUUAUUAUCUGUUAUCAAGUGAUGAGUUUAUGUUGUAAUUUGUACAAUACAAUAUACUAAAUAAAAAUAUUUUGUUGCAA